CGAUGAAGGCAGUGUCGCUUGGCGCUAUUUCUUCUUUACAGUUUUAUUAUAAUUUAGCGAUCGAUAAAAUCAGAUUUUCAACUAUCGUAGUUUUACAUAAUUUCAGUGUAUUUUAAAUUCGUACUAAUAUAACCCCUAAGUUUACUGUUUCCAUUCAGUGAUUAGAAAUCUUCAGAUUUAACGUAUAAUGGAAUUUGUAGAAGAAAGUAGAAGCUUAAUUAUAUGAAGACUUGCGCAAGUGCAUUCUACUGGCUACAUAAGGAAUUGAAUGGCUAUGUAUUACUACGCAAGCAAACUGAAUGAAGCCUCCUGCAGUGGUUGCCAUAUGAAAGUGCCGCCACCGCCUGCCGAGCCAGCGCCAGAGCCUCCGCAAAGCUCCGAUCACUCACUGUCGGCCACCUCUGCUAUUUUACAUGGAUCUGGACUCUCCUACUAUGACAAUGACGAUUACUACUCCAUGGUAAGAGGAAACAAGUUCAUCACGGAGGCGUCCUGUAAGCACCUUAUCAUGAAUGGAACACUCAACUUUGUUGAUGCUCAGCCCAAGAGUGAUGGCCAGAUACCAACAUUGCUAGGACCAGUUGUGAAGCCGUACCAAGACUGUGUCUCGGACAAACCGGACGUUGAGUACAAGGAUGGCCAGAUUGUGAGUGCUACUAUGGAGACCUUGGUAGACAUGCUGCGGCCUGGUGCGAGCAAAUCGUUCACAUUCACAUUCCUUCUCUGCUCACGACUGUUUAUCAAGCCACAUGAGUUGCUGAACAAGCUCUGCAAAAGAUAUUUCAAAAACUAUGACAAAAUUGGCAAAAAUGAGAUAGUGGAAAAAGAGCUAUCAGAUAUGAAAGCGCUGGUGCGUAUCCUGAACCAGUGGACAAGCACAUUCCCCUAUGACUUCCGUGAUGACAGAGUGAUGGCGCUUGUUCGAAGCAUAACUCAAAGGUGUGCUGCGGAACACAUGGCUUCGGUCCGUGGGGAGGUCUCCGUGAUGCUGGAGAAACUUCUGGAGAAACUGACAGCCCUGGAACAGUAUGAGGAGACGCUGGUGGACACGCCCGCCGUCACUUCUACUGAUCAACUACCACUGGGCGACAUUCUAACACUGGGCCUCACGCCGAUCGAGCUAGCCAAUCAGCUGACGAUCGUGGAGCUCCACCGCCUCUCAUUUGUCGGCCCCGAGGAGUUUGUCCAGACGUUUGCGCCGACGCAGCCGCCGCCGCCGGCCGGAGCUCGGGCCACCAUCAGCCUGCAUCACGUGGAGACCAAGAGCACUCGGAAUCUCGAGGCCUACGCAGAUUGGUUCAACCGGCUCAGCUAUCUGGUUGCUACUGAUAUUUUGAAGUCGGUGAAGACGAAGUACCGCGCGCGUGUGAUGGAGCAGUGGGUGAUGACGGCUCGCGAGUGCUUCAACCUCGGCAACUUCAACUCGCUCAUGGCCAUCAUCAGCGCGCUCAACAUGAACCCCAUCACGAGGCUCAAGAAAACUUGGGGCCGAACCUCAGCCGUAUGCGGUCAGCAGCUCCGCCAACUCGAACUAUGUGUAGAACCGAGCGGCAACCACGCUCGCUACCGGGCAGCGCUGGCGGCGGCGCCCAGCGACAGCGCCGUGCCGCUGCUGGCCGCCACCUGUCGCGACCUGCACUUCGCCAACCAGGGCAGCCCCAACAAGUUGCCAGGCAACCGCGUGAACCUGGAGAAGUGGUCGCUAUUGGCCCGCCACGUGAGCAGCCAGCUAGCGUCGCGCCGAUUGGUCAGCGAGGACGGGCCGGCCGCCCCGCCCCCCGCGCCGCACCCGCCCGUCUGGCGCUUCCUCAACGAUCGGCCCACGCUCACUGAGACAGCUUUGGAGCUGACGUCGUUUGAGCGCGAGCCUCCAGUCGACCACCUCGAGAAGGAGCGGCUCAAGCGACUCCGCGGCGCCACCUAGCCGCCUCGCCUCGCCGGCCUGCUCAGGUGCACCCAGUGAUCUAUAUCCCACCUAACCUUAUUUAUUAUCACUACCUACCUACCUACUUAGUACCAUGCGCAAUCCCCCGGAAUAUAUCAGUAUUUUCUUUAGUAAAGUUUAUAUUUUUUGAAAAAGUAUAUUUAAAUUAUUAUCUGUAUGUACUUGUAUUGUACACGUACUUACUCGGUUAUUGUAAGCCUCUAGUCCAAAAAUUAAGAUUAGUGACGCAAAAUGUUGAACACGGAUGUUUAAAACGUAAGAAUUGACGGUCCUUCGGCCGGUGUCGAGCUCAGCGGCUGAAACGUUUUAGUUUUCAAAGCCCCAAUAUAUUUAAAAAACGUUAGAAGUAUAAAGCAUAAUAGUACUACGUAUUCACCGCCAUUUACAAAAACGUUGGCAUUUUCAUCAAGUCACCAAAUGCCACCAUUCUAAAAUUCAUAAACUAAAAGUAUUUGAAACAUAGUAUUUUAUCAUUAUUUAAAAAAUCAUAUUGUUUAUAUAAGAGGCUAUAAUUUAUUUUUUAUACUGUUUGUUAUCCCUUGUCAUCUCAUUAACUAUAACACCUAAAGAUUCGACACUAUGAGGAAUGCACCUACUGUUAAUACUGUUGAAUCUUCUAUUUUUAAUUUAGUGAGUGUAUUAACAUUGAUUGUACUUAGUUUGAGUACGCGUACAUAUUAUAUCACUACUAGACUAUAUUGAAUGUCUUAUAAUUGUGGAUCAAUCCAAAUAUUGAUGUUUUAAACACUAAAAUUAUGUGAACUUAUAAUUAAUUAGUAUUAACAUAAUUAUAUUUAUGUGGUUCCUUAUUGGCUCAUAGGUUGAAGUAGGUACUUAUAGGAUAUAUUUAUGCUGGGAGAAAAAUAUUUUCUCCCAGUAAAGUCAAAAUAAUUAAUAAAAUUAUGUAGUUAUAUGUUGCUGCAAGCCAUCUUAUGGCUGUAGAACCAAUAACGAUUAACCCAUAAUAGUGUGUAUGAAAUGGAAAAGUAUUUAAAAAUACACUUUAAUGGACCUUAACAUCAUAGAGAGUCAAAUUGAUUCCCAUUUUAUGUGUAUCUAGAUGUGGUUUUUAAAUAAAAUUAACUAUUAACGGAUAUUUAAAGUGUUUCUGUAAUUGUCUAUUUGAGAAUCAGUUUUUCUCUGUAUGGCAAAAGGUGCUCCAAAUUUACUGAUAUUUAAAAAGAUAAAGAAUUUAUGAUCUCAUUUUAUGUAAAUACUUAUACGUGUGUCUGUAACUCUGUUUGUAAUUCAACUUAUAUGUGACUAUCAUUGUGAUCAUCUACAGUGUGGUUUUAAGAGUAAGACGUGCAACUUAUUUAUUUGCUGUGUUACAAAUUUCUUGAUCAUUUAAAACAAGUGUUGAUUCCUAUUUGUAAUUCUAACUUAUAUUAUAAAGUAACUAUUUUAAAUACAUUUUGAUAGAUCUUCUUUGUGGAAAAUGUCUAUGUAAAUAAAACUUAACUAUGACUAUUAUGGCCCUGUGUAAUAAAAUAUAGGUUUCAGUGAUAUUUUGUACUUAAAAAUCUCAGUUUUUACUAUUUGAAUCUCAGUUUCUUGUUUAGUAUUAUUGGUGUAGUAUUAUUAUAGGUUACAUAGUAUUUAUAUUGAGUGCAAGAUGCACCCCAGUGGACGUCGUCGUUAGAUAAUAAUGAGACAAGUGGCUUCAACAAGAGUUCAUCAAAUAGGAUUAAGGAAUAUAGGUUUUUGCGCACUUUUAUGCAAACGUUAUGAUAAUAUGCUGCCAUUUUACACAGUUAAAAACUCGGAAAAUAACUUUAUAUUUAGUAUUAUAUUUUAGCAGUUAGCUUAGUCAUAAGCAAUUUUUUGUGAUUACUAAACCUGCCUGAAUGAUUCUAAGUUAUUUAUUACGUUCAUAAUUAUUUAUGCAAAAUAAGAUAGCAAGUCUAAAUUGGGGGAAAUAAAGAUAUACUAAAAUUCUAAUGUAUAAUUAUGACGGUGAAAAUGGAGACAUAUGAACCACGAUAUCUAUGCAUAAGUAAUGUUAAUUAUUGUCACAUAAAUAUUUUAAUAUGUUGCAUUCAAAUUUAAAAAUUCUGUGUACGGUUCCAAAUGACGUACAUGGGAUAGUGCGCUGCAUGGCUGAACAAAAAUGUGACCGCAAUAUUCAUGCAUAAAGUACUAGUUUAUUUCCAUAAAAUUGUUGAUUUCUACAGGAGCGGUUUUGUAGGUCAUUAGUUAUUUAAGCGCUUAUAUGUAUGCUCUUAAACCAUCCACCAGUUUGUUUUUUAUUUAUUUAAACACUUUAUUGUAUAAACAAAUUACACAGUUUAAAGACGAAGUUACAAGAAAAAACAAUACAAGUAUUAUUUAUAAAGGCGGACUUUUACUUUUAACAAAGUACGUUUGUGUCUUGGCUGCAAAAUAUAAAUAGUAGCAAAAUAUUUUCCAUGAAUGCAUAUUUAUCGUGGUUCGAUUCUAUGGAUUGGAAAUUCCACGUACAAACAUAAAAUCAAGUAAGGAUUAAUAAUAAAAUUAUGAGCAACUAAAAGUAUUAAUAAAAGAUGGUUUCAGCUGAAGACGUGCUAAUGUGCCUAUGCGUGCAAAAAUACCUCAAAAUUGAAAACAAACAGUUCAUGUUGGUUUCUAAUAGUAAUAAUGGAAUAUUUAGGACAUAAUUAUUCACCGAUUCUACAUGAAAUGCAGAUUAUGUUUAACGUAAUGAGAAGUUUUCUGCAGGUCUAGUACGGUUAAGGAUAGCUUAUGCUAUUACGUUUUAUGAUUUAAAAAACCCAUUAAUGUAUCAUAAUAACAUAAAAUCCGGAAAAUGCAUGCAGAUAUUGCACAUGGCAGAAGAAAAUAGUUUUUUUUUGUUUAAAACUAUCAAACUAUAAAACCAGGACUUGGCGUGCUGAUAGAUAUUCAUAGCGCCUUUGAGUGUUAACAUUAUCUUUUUGAAUACAGUAUCGUUAUCAAAAGUAUAAUACUCGUAUUAUGUAUGUUAAGUAUCCUUCUUUUAUAUACUCUGGCAGAAAACUUCUCAUCUUUUUUUAAUGUCGGUAGUUGCUUGGUAUAACAUUGAAACAUUUGUAAAAUCAAUAAAAUUAAUCAGUUAUUUAAGGUGAAAAAGAAAUAUUAUAAUUAUAUAAUUGUUGUAACGUUUAUAUCCUUUAAGAAUAGUAACGGCUAUUGAUUAGGAACAAAACUUAACAUUUAUUAUACUUAAGGUGCACUGAAAGCAUUCGUCUGCAUUCGAACACAAUAUGACCAUUAAUAAUUAUCCUGAAAUAUUUAACGCAAAAACGCACGAAAAAAUCCACUGCUGGAUAUGAGCCUCCUCGAAGACUGGAGGGUUAUUGCCAUAAUCGCUGGAAAGGCGGGUUGGAGAUACGUUCUUUUGAAGAAAGAUAUAAAUAUUAAUUAUUCUGAUGGAUGUGUAAAAUGAGUCCAGUGUACCUAUCGCGAACCUGUUUUGACAAUGAUUUUUGGAUUCAAAUGGCCACUGAUUACUUCGUAAGUGUUACAUAUUUCGCGAUAGGGUCCCUGGUCAUUGUGGCACUGCAAACGAAUGCUAUCGGUGAUGGACACCUUUAAACAACGGGUAAAGAUUUGUACCUUUUUUACACUAAUUUACAUUCCAUGUUUAGAUUUACAUAUCUGUUUUUGGACUAAAUCACAUUUAAAACAUAUUUUUAUUAUUAUUUAUUUUUGGUUCGGAAAUAGUAAGGGCUUAUUUUAUAAAUUUAUAAGUAGAUAAGACAAAAGCUCAAGGUAACUAAAGAGUAUACAUCCAUAUUGCAGCAAGAGAACUGGAUUUAUUAAUUUAAUAGCCAAGUCAAGAGUGCCAAAUGUUACAGAUUUUCAACAUGUUCGGUCGGGCAACUCUUUUAAGUAUACAUAUUUAUUAAAAUAAAGGAAACAAUAAUCAUGAUUCUAAAUAGUAUUAUAGGUAAAUAUUAUGAUAAAUUGGUAUUCUAAAUGUGCAGGUAAUUUUUAAGCUUAUUAAAUAUUGUCAGAGGGAAUAUAAAUAAAUAAUAUAUAUGAAUCAAGAAACUUCUGUAACGAGAACCUAUCAACAAAAGAGUACUUAAUUUCUUUCAGAUCCCAAUUUUUUUGUGUCUCUGUGCUGUUUUAAUACUUAUUAUAGUAUCCUACCGUCAGUCAUCCCAACUUCGAAGUUUAUUCAAAUUGACGAAAGAACUGUUAAUACAAUCAGAACAUGAUUAUAAUUCCUCCAGGAAAUUAAUAUACCCUGUAUUGUAUCAUGUUAUUAUUCUUGCCGUUAUAAUAGUUUAUGCCGUAACAGAAUACCUACCUAGGUUGACUUACAUGUUUUGGGAAACUGCCACUUAGCUUCUGCACAAAAAAAUAGUGUCCACUGUUCUAGUUUUAAUAUUGUACAAUUAUUUAAAGUUUUAAUAUAGGUUUCUUAAAUAACAGUCACUUCUUUAAAUCCUGUAAUCCGUUCAGCGAGGUAGACAGAGUUAUAUUUCAGCCCAACUUUAACCCUUUUACAAGUUACUAAAAUAUUUUUAAGCCUUGAUUUUUCCGUUUUGUUUUGUGCCAUUGCUAGGUGCCAUAGGUCGAUGGCUGUGCCAUCAUUGUAAUAAAACUAAUAAAUGUAAUGUUGUCUUAAUGUCAUUCCUUUGAACUUACUUGAGUAGCUAAGCUAUUUCUAUGUUUAUAAGAUGUAUUUUACUUUACACAACACUUUGUUCGUAUAUGUUACGCACAUCUUGUCUCAUGAAAUCGUGUACUUAUCUAAUGUCAAUAAAUUGUACCGAAAAUUUA
Plutella xylostella (diamondback moth) is the source of this 6694-nucleotide messenger RNA. RefSeq names its product ras-GEF domain-containing family member 1B. Gene Ontology annotation, cellular component: plasma membrane. The record is from RefSeq and is a predicted model, not a curated record. Gene Ontology annotation, molecular function: guanyl-nucleotide exchange factor activity. NCBI's taxonomy places the organism in Eukaryota, Metazoa, Arthropoda, Insecta, Lepidoptera, Plutellidae. Gene Ontology annotation, biological process: Ras protein signal transduction.